Messenger RNA from Xiphias gladius (swordfish), 1734 nucleotides. Its product is annotated as NEDD4 family-interacting protein 1-like. Lineage: Eukaryota; Metazoa; Chordata; Actinopteri; Istiophoriformes; Xiphiidae. Gene Ontology annotation, biological process: ubiquitin-dependent protein catabolic process; metal ion transport; vacuolar transport. Gene Ontology annotation, cellular component: endoplasmic reticulum; perinuclear region of cytoplasm; Golgi apparatus. Gene Ontology annotation, molecular function: WW domain binding. The record is from RefSeq and is a predicted model, not a curated record. The transcript is spliced from 7 exons. The coding region runs from base 185 to 817 and encodes 210 amino acids.
GCCUUGUGUUUUAUACGCCGACUAAUAGUGUGGCUUGACAGUACUGUGAGCAGUCGAGGGAGGAACAGCUGUUCAUUGUUGCGAGGAGAGAGUUUAUAGUUUGUGCUGUUAUAUAAUUUCGCUUUCGUCGGGUGUCUUGGCGGCUUGUUUCUCCUGCCGUUGACCGCGAGUCGCUCAAGCCGGAAUGGACGAACCGAGCGCCAGAUAUCAGCAGCUGCCCAACGAGGAGGACCCAGAAGAGAGACCACAGGUAGCAACUGACGCUCCACCCCCCUACAACAGCAUCACAGUGGACAAUGCUGCCUACUUUGACUACAAGGAAGAUGGUGUUUUCCCCAAGCCUCCAUCAUACAACGUAGCAACGACAUUACCUUCCUAUGAUGAAGCAGAAAGAACCAAAGCUGAAACUACUGUUCCCCUGGUAACCGGAAGAGAUGAAGACUUUGUGACCAGGGACGAUUUUGAAGAUGCUGAUCAGCUGAGGAUAGGAAAUGAUGGCAUCUUCAUGCUCACUUUUUUCAUGGCAUUCCUCUUCAACUGGAUCGGUUUCUUCCUGUCUUUCUGUCUGACCACCUCCGCAGCCGGUCGCUACGGGGCCAUCUCAGGCUUUGGCCUCUCCCUCAUCAAAUGGAUCCUCAUAGUCCGGUUCUCCACAUACUUCCCUGGUUACUUUGAUGGACAGUACUGGUUGUGGUGGGUGUUUCUGGUGUUGGGCUUUUUGCUCUUCAUACGAGGAUUCAUCAACUACGCCAGAAUCCGCAAGAUGGCUGACACCUUCUCCACUCUGCCCCGCACCCGAGUCCUCUUCAUCUACUGAGCCCGUAAACCCUCUGUCUCACCAUCUAUCUUUUUCUCUCUUUCACUGAGGCACACUCUCUGGCUUUUUCAACCAAAACAGGAGAAUGGAACUUUUUUUUUUCCUCUGCUUGACAUGAUUUGGGCAAUACAUCUGUUGUCCCUUUUUGUUGUAAAAUAGUCAACGCUGAGAAAUCUGUAAAACCCUUCAAUUGUUAGUGGUGAACUGUCAAGUGCUAUUUGCAAUUACGAAGUGUGUGAUGUAUAAAUUAAUGCCUUAUUUACUAUUUUACUAUCUGUUGGUAGCAGCAGCAUGCACUGUGCUCCUGAUUAGCCACCAGGGGGCAGGCUUGUUUGUAUUAUUUUUUUUCCACAGGUCUUCAACCUGAUGAAGUCACAUGUUUAGAAAACGGUGGUUCUCAGCCCAGGGACCAGUGGGUAAUUUUUGGGUUAUGGGUUGAUUUACACUAUGUGAAAUAAUAUAUUUCAAGUAUCAAAUUAAUGUGUUUUUAAAUUUUCUGACCAAUACCGUUUGUUCCUUGUGGAAUUGUAUAUAAUUCAGGUAAUACAAGGCUGAAAAGGGAAAAACAUUGGCUUGUUUUGGAUUCAGGGGCUAAAAUGGUUGAGGACCACUUGUAUAGAAGAUCAGGGGCCCCGUCAUUCCCCAAUGCAUCUUUCCUUGUGUAUUUAAGAUUUGUCUAUGAACUCACUGUAAUCAGAAAUGUUCUUUCAUUAUUUAACAUACAUGUAUUUCAGCAGAGGAUUAAAGGUGCAGUGAUGUCCAGGGUAGCCAGGAGCCGAGCUUCUGGAGUAGGCUGAGGGUCACUGCCUUUCUCAAGGGCACAGUGAUGGGGAUGGAAUAAGCUGAUAAGUCUGUCACUAGUCUGUUCACAUGUGCAAUCGGACGGUUUUGGUCAAAUAAAUGAUUCCAAUGCCCUA